Molecule: messenger RNA, 419 nt
Organism: Paramecium primaurelia
Lineage: Eukaryota; Ciliophora; Oligohymenophorea; Peniculida; Parameciidae
Source: the annotation of a GenBank genome assembly
AGAUAUUUUAAUCAUCCAAAUUGUGAUCAAAUUAUAUGAAGUGCUUGAUACUUCUGGAGACAUCUUUGUAGUAAUGGAAUAUGUAGAGAGAUGUGAAUUGCUCAUCGAGAUCUUAAACCUGAAAACAUAUUGAUAACUAAUAAUUAUAUUGUGAAGAUAGCAGAUUUUGGACUCAGUAAUCUAAUGAUAAUGAAAGAUGGUUAAUAUCUUAAGACAUCUUGUGGAUAUCCCAAUUAUGCCAGAAGUGAUUUCAGGUAAAACUUACUGUGGGUCAGAUGCAGAUGUAUGGAGUUGUGGAGUUAUCUUGUUUGCAUUGUUAGCAGGAUAUCUACCAUUUGAUGAAGAAACUAAGUAAGCCUUAUUUAAGAAAAUUAAGACAGCUGAUUAUUCAAUUCCAAAUUUUUCUGUCUUUAUGUGAG